AUGGAUUGGUUCCUGACUAGAUUACUAUGGUACGGUGACCAGCGCAUCCACACCGGCGAGCGGCCCUACGUCUGUGCUGACUGCGGCAAGAGCUUCGGACAGAGCCAGCGGCUCAAGACGCACCGGCGCAUCCACACAGGAGAGAAGCCCUACCUCUGCAGUGACUGUGGCCGGGCCUUCAGCCAGGUCUCCAAUCUGUACACGCACUGGCGUACCCACACAGGUGAACGCCCCUACCCCUGCACCUACUGUGGCAAGAGCUUCAGCCUGAAGCACGACCUCACCAAGCACCAGCGGGUGCACACGGGAGAGCGUCCCUACCCCUGCACGGACUGUGACAAGAGCUUCAGCCAGAAGCAGGACCUCACCAAGCACCAGCGGGUGCACACGGGCGAGCGCCCUUACCCUUGCGCCCAGUGCGGCAAGAGCUUCAGCAACGUGUCCAACCUCCUUGCCCACCAACGGACCCACCUGGGGCAGCGGCUUCCAGCGGCCAGCCGGGCCCAGCCCGGCAAGGAAUGA
This is a messenger RNA of Chelonoidis abingdonii (Abingdon island giant tortoise), 522 nucleotides long. The record is from RefSeq and is a predicted model, not a curated record. NCBI's taxonomy places the organism in Eukaryota, Metazoa, Chordata, Testudines, Testudinidae.